UCUGGCUGCUUCCAGUUUCCUCAGCUCCCCAAGGCUGCUAGCACACCAGGUGCACACAUCUUGACCGACACUACAGCAAGCUGGAUUUUCUUUGCAUUUAAAGAAAAAAAAAAUGUGCCUGUGUCUGUAGAGAUGAUUUGCAGUUCAGCCCGGCUGAAGCUGACCGAAUGAGACUAUGGGCUGUGCCUCCGCUAAGCAUGUUGCUACUGUUCAAAAUGAAGAGGAAGCCCAGAAAGGGAAGAAUUACCAGAACGGAGAUGUGUUUGGAGAUGAAUAUAGGAUCAAACCAGUGGAAGAGGUCAAAUACAUGAAAAAUGGGGCAGAAGAGGAGCAGAAAAUAGCAGCCAGGAACCAAGAAAACUUGGAAAAAAGUGCCACCUCUAAUGCAAGACUUAAAACUAAUAAGGAAAUUCCGGGAUUAGUCCAUCAACCCAGAGCAAACAUGCACAUCUCUGAGAGCCAACAAGAAUUCUUCAGGAUGCUGGAUGAAAAAAUUGAAAAGGGACGGGAUUACUGUUCGGAAGAAGAGGAUAUCACAUAGCACCAACUCUCCCACUGAGACCAGGAGCUACUACUGUGUAAAUAGGUUACACCCCAGUUGAAAUCUUUGCAAAGGUCGGUUAUCUUCAACGAACAGCAUUAUAGCAAAAGAAGAUCGACCCAUAUUGUAUGCCCCAUUAAAUUACAGUGUUUCUUAAUGAACUUGCAAAGGAAUAUUGCUAAAAACAAAAACAAAAAAAA
Molecule: messenger RNA, 741 nt
Organism: Dipodomys ordii (Ord's kangaroo rat)
Lineage: Eukaryota; Metazoa; Chordata; Mammalia; Rodentia; Heteromyidae
Product: chromosome unknown open reading frame, human C1orf21
Exons: 6
Coding region: 176-541 (121 amino acids)
Source: RefSeq, a predicted model, not a curated record